GCAGGGAAUUUUGAAACUUGUUAUGGGCGCGAGGACAGGAAGGGGGGAAAAAGCAAUUUAGCAUUUUAGCUUUUUUGGUUAAAGAAUAUAAGCUUAACGCGGUAGAUAUGUCGUUAAUAAGUAACUAAAUAACGCGUUGUAAGGAGAUAAUAACAGAAUGAGAGGUUUGUCAGAGGAGUUGUGUAGGUUUGGUGACGGACAGCUGAACUAGCUGCGGUAGCUAACGGGAAAUCAGUACAGCGUGUUCUCUAUCGGGAUCCAUGGCCGUGGGUGAGGAAACCAAAACCGCGGGCACGCCGCUCCCUCUUCCUCUCCACUUCUCCCAUGCUGAGCAGUCUUUCUCCCUGAAGAAGCGGCGUCUCCCGUUCUCCUCAUCCAACUCUCCCUCAAGACUCGAGUCUCAUCUGCUUCCUCCCCGUCCUCCAUCUAAAGGCUGUCCUCCCCUGAGCCGGGUCUUCCCACAGCGCCGGUCCCGCUGGGCUCCGCUGUCUCGAAAUCUGAUCGAAAACCCGCCGCCGGUUUCUGUCUACGACCCGAGCAAGCCCCAGUCCUUCUUCAGUCAGUGCUUCAUCAACCUCGGCCUCAUUGGGCACGGUUCGUUCGGCGAGGUUUACAAGGUGCGUAGUGUUGUAGACGGCCGUGAGUACGCAGUGAAGCGUUCGGCGCAGCGUUUCCGCGGUGAGACCGAGCGAUCACGCUGUCUUCGCGAGGCCUUAAAUCACGAGCGUCUCCAUCCUCAUCCUCACGUCCUAGGCUUCUCUGCCGCCUGGGAGGAGGCGGAGCGGCUCUACAUCCAGACCGAGCUGUGCUCCACAAGUCUGCUGUUACACGCCGAGACGCAGCUCGUGACCUCAGGUGAGCAGUGUGCGUGGGAUUACCUAUGUGACCUGCUGUUGGCUCUGAACAACCUCCACUCGCAAGGGUUCGCCCACCUCGACCUCAAACCCGCCAACGUGUUCCUCACCCGCUCCGGCCGACUCAAACUGGGGGACUUCGGGCUGCUGCUGGAGCUGGAGCGAGGGCCGGAGAAGGACAGAGGGGUGGAGCGAGGGAGAAAAGAGAAGGAUGACGCGCAGGAAGGAGACCCGCGCUACAUGGCUCCUGAACUGCUCAGGGGAGAGUACGGGGCCGCAGCAGACGUCUUCAGCUUGGGCGUGUCCAUCCUGGAGCUGGCGUGUAGUAUAGAGGUUCCUAAAGGAGGAGAGGGGUGGCAGCAGCUCCGAAAGGGCCACCUACCGUCAGAGUUCACUAACGCCCUGUCCUCGGAGCUGCAGCGUGUCCUUAGGAUGAUGUUGGCUCCAGAGCCCAGAGACAGAGCGACAGCUGAGCAGUUAUUGUCUCUGCCGUCGGUCCGAAAACACAGGUGGAGACGACAACUCUCCCUUCAUCUCAGAGAGAGCUGGCUGUCUCUACUCACGUUUGGUCAGUCUGUCUUCUCCACACUCUUCAGCCUGCUCUCAUCACUAAAUCUCCCUCUGAUUCCGCGCUGUGACCCCGCCCCACCUAGUACGCCCCCUCGGGACCCCUGGGACGUAGACGGUGACCUCAGUGCCCUGCAGCACAGCAGCGCUCUCUCUGACUCAGCCAGUGAUGACCCGAUGUUUGUGACGGAACCACUGGGGCUGGAACACUCACCAUCUGCGUUCACACACAGACUCCAGGCCAGAUUCUUAGUUGGCAGUACCUCCACGCCGCUCCCGACCUGCAGCCCUACACACACUCCCUCACAUACUCCCUCACACACACCAUCACACACUCCCACAUACACCUCCUUAAACACACACUCACCCCGGCUCAGUCCGAUCUGCCCGGGUUCUGUGAAACACUCGGACCGCAACUUUGAGCCCAAAAACCUGCUCAUGCUCUUCGACGAAGCUUCACUAGAGAGUGAGCCGUAACAAGUUGUAUUUAGUUACUAUGAAUAUUCAGGAAAAAAAAUGUAAAGACUGCACACAUUUUCAUCGUUCUGGAAUUUUAGAUGUUUGUGUGUGUGUGUUUUUUUUUUUUAAAGAGAUUAGGAUUCUGUAUUAUAUGAUGUCGGAACGGUGCAAUGCAUCUAUCUUAUGUUGCUGUUUUUUUUUUUUUUUUUUUUUUUUACUAUGAAAAGUGGAUGUGUUAUGUGUGUUGAUUGUGUUAACCCGUGUGUAUCCAUCAUUUGUGAUGAGUAAAGAUCAAAUUGUGCUCA
Clarias gariepinus (North African catfish) is the source of this 2185-nucleotide messenger RNA. RefSeq names its product protein kinase, membrane associated tyrosine/threonine 1 (gene pkmyt1). Bases 261 to 1898 code for a protein of 545 amino acids. NCBI's taxonomy places the organism in Eukaryota, Metazoa, Chordata, Actinopteri, Siluriformes, Clariidae. The record is from RefSeq and is a predicted model, not a curated record. The transcript is spliced from 8 exons. Gene Ontology annotation, biological process: protein phosphorylation. Gene Ontology annotation, molecular function: ATP binding; protein kinase activity.